This is a messenger RNA of Spea bombifrons (plains spadefoot toad), 4129 nucleotides long. RefSeq names its product ring finger protein 43 (gene RNF43). The record is from RefSeq and is a predicted model, not a curated record. Gene Ontology annotation, molecular function: frizzled binding; ubiquitin protein ligase activity. NCBI's taxonomy places the organism in Eukaryota, Metazoa, Chordata, Amphibia, Anura, Pelobatidae. Gene Ontology annotation, biological process: Wnt receptor catabolic process; ubiquitin-dependent protein catabolic process. The transcript has 10 exons. Bases 701 to 2764 code for a protein of 687 amino acids.
GUACCGACACUACGGCUAAUCCCGCAGGAACUUUCACAAAGACUUCCGACGCGCUCGGUCUGCGGGGGAUCCUGUCCUGCGUUCCCACGGCAGCUGGCGGAGGAGGAGGGCAGCCCUCACCCGGGUAUCCCACUUGUGUUUGCCGUGUGCUGGAUGGGAGAGAAGCCACAAGGGCCUGCGGUGUGGAUCACGGGGAGGGAUUGGCUGAGCAGCCUGGCUACACCCGGCCUCAUGUACCUGUGCAUGUUCAGCAGCACCCAUAGGAGCCCCGCCGCCUCGCAUUAACCUCCCUGCGUGGGAGAGUGCCAUCCACGCGAGGCGUGCCUUCCUUACACCCGGCUGCUGUCCGGGGCACUUGGCUGAGAGGGCAGGGAGCGCAGCGAGGCUCCGAACCCAGCCGCGAGUGCGGGGCUUCCGCUGGUCCACCUUAGGAUGGAGGGCUGCGAGGUUUUCCCCGAGCCGCCCUGGCACUAGGAGGGAACCCGAUGAAUGGGAAGGGGCGCUGAGUGAAUUGCGACUCCCCAGCGGCAGCAUCUACACAGUGCAGAGGAGUCAGGGGACAAUCCCGAGAGAUCAGAGGCCCUGCUGUCAUGGGAGGGGGUGCCUGCGGUCCCCUGCCCUGGGGGUAGGGCAGUGCUGGCACGCAGGGGCUUUCAGGGACUAGCAGGCUGCGCUAUGGGUGCCUGCUGCUGGCUGCAGUAUGAGUAGAGCCCGGCUGCAGCUGGUAUCCCUCUGGCUGCUGCUCAUGGUGACUCUGCGGGCGAGGCUGGCCCACUCAGCUAUGGACGACUCGGAGCGAGAAGGGAACCCGAAGGCGCUCAUCAGGGUGAUUCCUCUAAAGAUGGACAAUGGAGGCCACGGAAACCUCACCCUGGAGGGGGUGUUCGCCAGGGUGGCUGACGUUAACCCUGCCGAGGGCAGACUGCUCCAGUUUCACCCGUUGUCUUUAUGUAACACCAGCGAGGAUGAUCAAGCAAAACCUGGUUUCAUCUCAAUUGUCAAACUGGAAGCACCGGAUCGUGACCCCCAACCAUGCUUAUCCCUGGCCAAUAAGGCUCGAUUGGCAGGGGAGAGAGGUGCUCGUGCGAUACUGUUUGAUAUUAGUAAUGAUCAGGAAGCAGCGAAUCGGUUAAAGCAGCCAGCUGGCUUGAAUCAACCUGUUGUACUGAUCUGGGGACCAGACGCAGAGAGGCUGAUGGAUGUGGUGAACAAAAACAGGGAGGCACUUGUGAAGAUUGAGGUGCAGGAGCAGCCCAAGUGGCCAGAUCAAGACAUCUGGAUUCUGCUGACCAUGGUGGGCACGGUGUCGAUCAUCGUCUUGUGUUCAGUGAUACGACUGCGCUGCAAACCGAGCCCCCCACAGGACUCCGUGCAGCAACAGACUCUAUUGGCCAUUAGCCGUUUGGGUACUAGAAAGUACCAGUCACGGGUAUCAAGGGAACGUCGAGUGAAGACUGCAAGAGGUGGCAAACUGGAAACGGCCAGCACCAGUAGUUCAGUGCCUGUGUGUGCUGUGUGUCUGGAAGAAUUUUCGGAGGGACAGGACUUGCGGAUUUUGCCUUGCUGCCACGAGUAUCAUCUGGCUUGUGUAGAUCCUUGGCUGAGGCAGAAUCGCACCUGCCCGCUCUGCAUGUACGAUAUCCUAGAGAACGACACCCAAUCUCGUCCCUCAGCCAUCACACCCAGUACACAGCCACAUUUGUGGGGCCGGUACCCAGGCAGAGCACACUUCCAGCAUCCUCCUCCUCCUCCUCUUGGAACGCCACUCAUAUACCCUCACCAGAACAAUGGUAUAUUCUUCUCUCGAUCUCCUUAUUAUUUGGGCCCAGGAAAUCCAUGGGAAUUGCCAAUACUUCGCUCUAACCGGCGUGCCCCUGAAGCAGUGAGAGAUGUGGGCAUUACUCCACAGUGCCAGAUAUCCAGCGGGUACUUGCCAGAUGACACUGGCAGUGACAGUAGCUCAGGACAAUGCUCCUCCAGCGAGAACUGUACAGACAUUAGUCUGCGCUGUUUGCAGGGUUCUUCCUCGUCUUCUUGCCACAGCUCCCAGAGCAACCAGGGGGAGUCAUCCUCGCCAGCACUUCCCUCACUUUUUCUACCUCAGACAGAUCUGCCAGGUUUUAACCCUGCCCUGUCCCAAAGUUCUUAUGCCAGCCAUAUUCACUUUCACCAACACCGUCAUCACUACUACAAACGGCCACAUCCCAAUGUUUCCCACAGUAACCCUCACCGAGCCAAGCGGAGGCCAAGGCCUCCUAGGGGGGAGUCUAGGACUGAUCCAGGAUAUAACAGGGAGCACCGAGUUAUGUUAAGAAAUGCUGGAGAAUCAAGGGCACUUCUGACUCACAGAGAUCCCAGGACUCCAUAUUCAAGAACGUCCCUUGAUCACCGGACAAAUAGAGAAGUAAGGCACAGCCAGCCCACACCAUUAUCUCCUUCAUCAGUACAGGAUCCAAAUGAGCCUGAAGGAUCCUGUCCAUUAAGGGGACCUAGGACUGAACCUCCGAUCAGGAGUCAUCGAAAGAAAAGGUCUGCUGCACCUGGGCAGCUUCCUCCAUUAUAUCAUCCACGCCAGUGUUGCCCAACCCCUGGUGUCCAGUUGUGUGAAAGAUCGCAGCCGGGUUUGGCAGAUGAGGUCAGACUUGUACAUCCAAGGGUCAACACUCAUCGUGAAAACACAGCAAUGAUGCACCUAUAUCACCCACCACAUCACAACCAGGGUAAUGGCGAUGAGAUUGAAGCCGUGUGUGAGCAUGCCGUGUAACUGCAGGAAAUGUGAACGCAUUUGGCAUCACCAAACAGUACAGGCUGUAGUAACCGGGGCUUCGAAUCCCGCCUGCAUAUUUCGCCUUUUUCCCAAACUUUCAGCUCCUUCUUUAGCCCCUGAGGUCAUGUUACACCCAGUCCAUUCCCAGGCAGAGACUGUGCAGCUGCUAAAAGGCCCAGAACAUCUGUGCAAAGCUCUGGCAUGAUGCCUUUUUGCAAUUGGACCUAAUGCUUCAGCACAUUCUGUCUGAACCAAGUAACGUCUCAUCGGCUGCAUCAUCUGAAAUCCAGUGGAAUACCUGCCGGCAUCUAUUCACUGACCCCCUGAACCAUCCAUAGAAACAUCAGUCAGAAGACCUUUUGUCAUGUAGCCGUAGAAGACUUGUUUUCAUGAAAACUUCAGCCCUGUGGAGAACUCUGAUUUGUGAAGGUGUUAAUAACCCUUCCGUGAAACAUUCCAUAGGUAUCCCCACUGCAACAGUGGUGGACUCAAGUGACUGACAAGAUAUUACAUUUUAUGCAGGACUAACCUAAAUUGCCAAGAAACCUAAUGAGCCCUGUGCUGCAACUUAUGUGAAUGUUAUGGUUUUCUUUGUAAAUUGCACUUACUAAAGGCUCGCUAAAUAUUGAUCUCACUUAGCAAGGUAACCUGGUGAGGUAGCCUUAAAAAAAUAUAUAAUAAUUAUUGGGCUCACCCAGACUUUACUAUAGUGGCCCAAUCCUUUACAUGUUAGAGUACUGUUUUCAGAUGCCUCCUGUGGCCAAAGGUAGAACUGCAAGUUCAAAAUAAGCAGUUGCUCCACCUACCCCUCAACCACACCUGCAUCUCCUCUCCGAACGUAUAACCACCCUUUAUAUUUAUGUAGCUGCAAUACACGUAGUUGGAUUAAUUUUAAAAAAAUAAUGCACACCUUACUGACCAAAUGUCUUAUUUUUGACAUGCUAUUACAUGUUUAGACAGGUUCAACACUCGUUGCCUAUGUUUUAUAACAAUGACCUUAUGAUCAGGUGCCAACGGUCAGACUAAGGGUUGUCAAAGAGGUACCACAAAAAUGAAAAUAUGAAUGUUAAAAAAAAACCUUUUCUGGUGCCAUUGUGGCUAUACAUUAGAAGCCUCUACCAUACGCUGGUGCUGUCAGUCGUGGCAUGUGAAUCCAAGUCAUAUGUUUGAGACUACAAAACUUCACUUUAUCUUCCUGUGCCUCACAUACUAAAAUUUGAUUGUAUGCUCUUGUGCCUCAAUUCUGCCUUGUACAUAACUUUGUAAAGAAAGGAAAAAAAAAACUUUUGUAUAUUUGUAAAAGUAUUAUAUUUAUAUUUUUGCUGUUCGUUGAAGAACCAAUGAAAUCAAUUUUCCUAUGGA